ACACAUUCCCGAGCACCAUUCUCUCUCCCGUCUCUCCCCCCACACUUUAACGCCCUGGGUCACUUGAAUACCUGCGACGACAUGGCAUCUCGAUUGCUCCGUCCGGCGCUUCGCUCAGUGCGCGGAUUCCAGACCAGUGCGGCGCUGCGACAGGAAGCUCCGCUGGUUGCGCCAGUUAGGAGGCCUGUUGGUGCUUUUCGCGGAGGGUUGUUCGGCUUUCUCCUCGGAGCAACCACAUCCGGUGCAGGCAUGUACUACUAUGUCGUCGACGAAUACCGCGUCUCGAACCAGCUUUUGACAGAAGACAUCUAUGCCCUCCAAGCCGCGGUACAGCGGAUAGAAGGCUACGUCAGGACAUUGGAGGACAAGGUCGACGCAAAGAAGAAAUGAGUAGUCAUGUGAUGGAGAUGAGUGCAACACUGGCUCACGAAGUGAGAUUGACACGAAUGUCGGGCUGUCGUGUCUUGACGCAACACUGAAAAUGGAUAUACAUACUAUUCCCAUAUGUCUCUGCUCUUCAGGACGAGAUGUAUCGAAUUUUGCAGGC
Messenger RNA from Dothidotthia symphoricarpi CBS 119687, 547 nucleotides. RefSeq lists its product as uncharacterized. The transcript is spliced from 3 exons. Bases 82 to 390 code for a protein of 102 amino acids. The record is from RefSeq and is a predicted model, not a curated record. NCBI's taxonomy places the organism in Eukaryota, Fungi, Ascomycota, Dothideomycetes, Pleosporales, Dothidotthiaceae.